AUGCCCAGGCCGCACUCCUCGCCGCUCUUCUGCGCUGAUCCCGUGCUCCUCUCCGCCACCCUCGCGCUGCUCCUCUCCGCCCCCCUGGCCAUUCCUCUGCGCGGAUCUCGUGCUCCUCUCCGCCACCCUCAAAGCAUGAAGCUAUUGGUUUUUGCGAUAAUCCUGUUGGGAUGCAUUCCGAACUCAUGUUCUGUUGCUACUGAAUUCCAAGUCGAAGCACUGGUUGAAAUGAAGAUGCAACUUGUCGAUAACCGUGGUGUCCUUAGUGAUUGGAAGGAUAAUCAAAUGAGCCCCUGCUACUGGGAAUGUGUUAAUUGUCAAGACAACAAAGUUACACAAAUAAUUUUGAGCUCCUCUGGGUUAACAGGAACCUUAUCACCCAGUAUUGCAAAGCUAACAAGUUUACAGCAGCUGAAACUGGAUAACAACAACAUAACUGGAGGGAUUCCUCUGGAGUUUGGAAACCUUUCGAGUUUGACAAUUCUAAACCUUGGAGGAAAUAAUUUAAAUGGAUCAAUACCGGACUCCCUUGGACAACUUUCUAAACUCCAAAAUCUGGAUCUAAGCCAUAAUUAUUUAAGCGGGAAUAUCCCAAGCUCUUUCUCAAAUCUUCCGUCAUUGAAUGAUAUUAAUCUAGCAUAUAAUAAUAUUGACGGUGAAAUCCCACAGCAUCUACUUCAGGUGGCUCAAUACAACUAUGCAGGCAAUCACUUGAAUUGUGGCCAAAAUUUAUUUUCAUGUGAAGGAGGCAGAACAAGGACAGGUGGAUCAAAAAAUUCCAAGCUAAAGGUAGUUAUUGGAAGCAUUGCUGGAGCAGUCACUCUUUUUGUAACUGUAGCUCUAGUUUUGCUAUGGUGGCAAAGAAUGCGUUACCGGCCUGAAAUCUUCAUUGACGUGUCAGGUCAGAAUGAUCAUAUGUUUGAGUUUGGGCAAAUAAAGCGGUUCUCAUGGCGGGAGCUUCAGAUUGCAACCAACAAUUUCAGUGAACAGAACGUUCUUGGCAAGGGUGGUUUUGGUAAGGUGUAUAAAGGAGUACUUCCAGGUCCAAACAGUAUAAAGAUUGCAGUGAAACGGCUACUGAAUGUGGACAGUCAUGAAGGGGAAAUGGCUUUCCUCAGAGAAGUUGAAUUGAUAAGCAUUGCUGUGCACAAGAACAUAUUAAGGUUGACAGGAUUCUGCACAACACCAACAGAGAGGCUCUUGGUCUACCCUUUCAUGGAGAAUCUUAGUGUUGCUUCCCGUUUAAGAGAUAUAAAACUAAACGAACCAGCGUUAGAUUGGUCUACAAGAAUGAGAAUCGCUCUUGGUGCUGCCCGUGGUUUGGAAUACCUUCAUGAGCACUGCAAUCCCAAGAUCAUCCACCGUGACAUCAAGGCUGCAAAUGUCCUGCUUGAUGGGAACUUUGAAGCAGUGGUAGGAGAUUUUGGGUUGGCGAAGAUGAUGGACAUAGGGAAGAAUACAGUAACAACAGCGGUUCGUGGGACUAUGGGCCACAUAGCUCCUGAGUACAUAAAGACGGGAAGGCCAUCAGUGAAGACAGAUAUCUUUGGAUAUGGUGUCAUGCUGUUAGAGAUUGUGACAGGAGAGCGUGCAAUUGCAUUCCACCCUGACCGUAUAGAAGAAGCAGGCGAGAUCAUGCUCAUUGAUCAGGUCAAGCUAUGGAUGGAAGAAGGGCGACUACUCAACCUAGUGGAUCGCAAUCUAGGUGGCAUCUACAACCUUGAAGAGCUGGAGAAGGUUACCCAGAUAGCACUUCUCUGCACUCACAUGGACCCUGAUCAACGCCCUACAAUGUCUGAGGUGGUGCAGAUGCUGGAAGGAGAGAUUGUCCCAGCAGAGCGGUGGGAGGAAUGGCAGCUGGCUGAGCUCCAACGACGACAACAGCAUGAGAUGAGGCAACAAGGCAAACUAUUCAACUUCAGUGAAGAGUCUCUAAACAUCCAGGAAGCCAUUGAGUUGUCAUCUGGCAGAUGA
This is a messenger RNA of Miscanthus lutarioriparius, 1974 nucleotides long. The record is from the annotation of a GenBank genome assembly. Lineage: Eukaryota; Viridiplantae; Streptophyta; Magnoliopsida; Poales; Poaceae.